ACGCCCCAUGAAUACUUUAGUGCUAGGUUCUCGAGAGCGGGAACACACCUAGCACCCGGAACUGCAGCCUCAUCCCUGCUCUGUAGCGCCGCUGCAAAACAGACUGUAAUCCGACCUCCGUUGUUGCAGUGCCGUGUGUGGAGCUUUACGAUGGAAGCGGAAGAAUUCGUACAACUGUGGCACGCGAGCUUUGGGCCAGAGACCCAACCCCCUGAAAGCUGUUCGAAUCUCGGCAAACGUCUCACAGCACAGGAUGUGGGCACGGAACUGAGGGCCUGCGAAACGCGCGUAGAGAGCCUCCGGACCCAACUGACGAGGGAGCUGAGGGCACUCGAGUUGCUGAGGAGGCUAGUAGCCGACCUAGAGCGGAGGGAGUCCGGCGGGGGAGAUAGCACGCGCCACCGUAUCCCACCUGAGGGAGAAGGGAGCGCUCUUCGCUCGCGGGCUGCCUCUCAACCCCAUCGGGACAAGCCAGCACACACCGAGCCCGGAUCACCCUACACUCGGAAAUCGGCCAGUGUCCCCGCAUCCCCGCGUCGCGCCAGACCUGACAUUGUCUUCUCGACGAGCGUACACGUAGCCGUGAAAUCAAAGGACCAGGAGACCGUUCCAUCGUGUGACAGUACCGCCGAAAGAGAACGCCCCGGGACAGACGGCUCUACCACCCCCGACGAGAAAGACAGGAGGCACAGCGACGGCUCAGUAGGGGAGAGAAGAGGCUCUGCAAUUAGAGAAAGGGCACCGGGCCAGGCUAACGAGGCAGAUAAGUGCGUGGCUAGAGCUGUCAGGAAAAGACUGAUAGAGCAGGGGAAGUGGUGGUCUUCGAAUCUACUGACACUUCAGGGGUCUCUUCAGGCGCAGACUCCUCCUAUCAAUCGUCGACGCUCGGUGAGCGACCCGCCAGUCCAAGUCUACGGACAGCGCAGACGUGUACCGGUCCCCUCCAUAAAAGUCCACAAAGUCAUCGAAAGUUUUGAAAAACUUUGCCAGGAAACUGCUCCCAAAGUAAACGCAGCAGUCGGAGAGAAGGAAAUUUCACACGUCCUCCGACGCCACACGUCGCUGGAGACUGUUAACGAACGCGAGAAGCCCUCAGUUGUGGUUGACAAAAAAGAAGUCGGGGUGACUUCACAGUCACCACCAGAGAGAGAUCGUCUGGGAAGUCUUCCAGUUAGACGGACACGAUCAGAAAGCCAGGAGGAAAAGUAUAUUUUCCCCGGGUGCAAGAACCACGUGGUGUACUCGACACACUCGCUCAACCGACGCUACGUAAAGUCACAGCUCUCACAGCUAGAGGAAGAGGGCCCCACGUCGAGUACGUUGAAGCGACAGCAGCUGUCCAUCGAGGCAAAGUUAGCCAACAGGAGAAGGACGGGAGGUUGGAAAGUUGUGGAAGUCGGUGGACAGCGAAGACUUCUGAGCAAGACACCGUCCCUACAGCAGAUCAACAUUAGCACUAGAGCUGUUUGCAACGACAGGGCUGCUCAACAUAAGGAACACUACAACACAGAAAACACGCGAGUAACACGGCAGCGUUCUGUCACACAAAGUAACAACAGAGGAGUCCACUCAGGGGCGGUGUCGGAAGUGGCCCACGAGAGAAGGGUCACCCCUGUCAAGACACAGUCCAGCAACAUGUUCAAGGCGGCGAAAGAGAAACUCAGCCGCGUGACUAGCUCCCCGCCGCUUCGGAGGAGACCCUCGCGAGGCUCCAGAGGUCGCUCGAGCAACGGACAAGUCGAGCAAACGUCCUCAUCGGUGUCGCCCUCCCCCGUGCCCCCCUCGGGUGUCAGUGGUGUCCAGGAGGUAAUGGUGGAGAAGAGGGUGGAGAGGAGCGAGUCGCUGCUCUCGGAGAUCAUGUCUCACAGGUUUUCAAACGGGAUGGAAGGCUCCCAGCUACUUGAGAGUGGGGAGCACUCUCUCCUCGAGAGUCAGGAGGGGAGUGGAGGCGAGUCUGCAAACGUACUGAAAGUAACCUUGCGGCGACGGUCUGAGAGAGACAACGACCCGCUACCGGAGGCAAAGCGACGGUCGUCGUGUCUCGAGGAAGACGACUGCUCCACGCCAAAGGAAGAAUUCUCGCUCUCGCUCGGCGACGACAGCCUGACGCAGGGGCUGACCAAGGGGAUGGUGGAGGCAAAUAGCCUGCAGGUGCAACGUAUGGCGUCAGACAGUACCCUUCGGCAAGACUCACUUGAGGCAACGCUCACUCCGGCUAGUAUCACCAGCGGGGGCUCGCCCACCCCUGCCCCGGGUAACGUCAACUACAGAAUGAGCUACAUGACCGCCGUCCACGACAGCCCCCAAAUGGCCUACGCCUCUUCGGGUGGUGGAGGUGGCCUCAGAGAUAGCAACCAGGUCGACUACAUGCCUCUCAUCAACGAGAGCGAAGGAGAGACGACGGCCAGUGGCAGACUUGCUCUGGUCGCCUCGGAACCAAAUCUACUUGAACGUCACAUGCUAGAGGACAGUAUGGAGCUAGAUGAGGCCACCAUAUCUGCCGUCACUCUCAACAACGACAUGUUCGGCUCGAGAAGCGGGUCGGUCACGAGUCUACCCGAGACACUAAACGAUUCGCAGAGCACCUCCACCGCGUCACUCACAGAACCUUUCCUCUCCCCCUCCCACACCACGGCCCCUGUCGUCAACCUUCGUCCGUCGAGCGGGAGCUCGGGGGCCGGGCGACGGAGGAACCGGAGAAGGGAGGGGAACGCCGAGCUGGACGACCAAACGGGCGCCUCCUUGGUAGAGAUGCUGUCCUCAGAGAGACUCCGAUCGCCCAACACGACGGCCUCUUCGUCCCAGUACUCCACGACCUGCUCCCUGUCCCCACCUGCGGAGGAGGUGAUGGUUAACAUGAGCGGAAGCCCCACUCUGUACCCUCCUCCUCUCCACGGAACACACUUGAAGGAAAUCGAGACCCAGAGUCCAGGGACCACCAGGUCGUCCAGGAUCUACCCAGUCCGACGGAGUACGGUGGUGGUGCAGGGAGAGAAACUGGUCAUCAGGAAACUGGUGGUGGCUGGGAUCGUGUCGGCCGAGAAGUCCUAUCUCGACUGCCUCAACGUCAUGAAAGAGUCUACCGGAAAGGCCUCUGCUGGCACGGACCACCACAACGUCAGGUCAUUCUGGCGACGAGAGACAAUCAACACGUGUUCUACCGGACGGAGGACCUGGUAGACCUGCACACUGCCCUACAUGAGAAACUGGAGCCUCAGUUGAGGGACUGGACUGUCAACACCUGCGUGGGGGACUUCUUUGUUGAACUGUGUAGAAAACGCGAAAGCUGUAUCAAGACUCUAGGUGGAGUUCUAUCACCAUCUCUUCAAGCCUCGGAAAUUAAAGACUGGAUCAGCUCCUUUCCGAACUUUUCUCUAGAGGAUGUCCGAGCGCACCGGUAACGGCUCUCACCAUACGACGUUCCAAGAGUCAACGAGCUUCUGAGGCAGACCCAUUGAAGACUACAUGAGCUACUCUCUCAUCCUAAAUGAUCUCUGUCAACACACACCCCAGAAGACCACCAGGACUACAGUGUUCUGAGACAGUCGCGACAUGUCAUGUCGGCAUUCAUAGCAGCACCCAUGAGCCCCAGUCCGUCAGCAAGUUGAGUGGUGGCUAUAACCGAGAACUGGUAAGGAAGGACUAAUGUGUGAACUCUCAGAGGGCAUCCGGAAGGUCCGCAGAGUCUUCUCUUCCACGACGUCGUCGUCUCCUCAAAACAA
Messenger RNA from Geodia barretti, 3722 nucleotides. Lineage: Eukaryota; Metazoa; Porifera; Demospongiae; Tetractinellida; Geodiidae. The record is from the annotation of a GenBank genome assembly.